AUGCUCAGCGAGCUGCCGCACCUGGCAGCUCCGCCAGCCGACGGUGCGAGCACGUCGUCAGCGCCGGCGCCCGACACACCCGCACCAGCAGCAGAAGCAGGCGUCGUGAUGGAGCCUGCCGCGGCGGAGGCGCCGCUACCUGCGCAUGCUGGCGAGCAGCCCGAGCCAGCGCAGCCGCUCUCUGCGGACACUGCCGACUCUGGCCUCGACGCUUUGCCGCAGGAGCAGACACUGGCGCAGUCGCAGCAGCAGCCGCCCGAGCUCGAGUCGUCGCUCGCUCAGCCAGCUGCUGAGCAUGUGCUGCCCGUCGCGAGCGCAGCAGAGCACACGGAAGCACCAGCAUAUCCAGCUCGUUCCGAGCAGCCAAUCGAGAGCGCCGCACCGGAACUUUCCGCGGCAGACACUGGCACUGCAUCCGCUUCGGCCGCACAGCAGCAGCCGACCGCAACGCCUGCUGAAGAGAUCGAGUCACCCGCAAGUGCUCCCGCGACUGCAGAAGCUGUCGAGCAAAUGCCGGCUGUGAUUGCCUCGUCGUCUGGGUCAUCUCAAAUCGACGGCACCGCCUCGGCUCCAGCGGCUGCUUCCGCAUCUGCCGUCGCAUCGAGCAGCACUCUCCCCGCUGUCGCUGCGCCCGUCGUGCAAGCGCGGCCCUCAGCUCUACGGCGUCCGCGCAGCACCACGGGCGACGAGCGCCAACAGACGGGCGCAGCUGCAGCUGCUCUCGACGAGAAGGAGCGCAACGAGGAGAGGAGAGAAGAUCGCAGGAAGAAGAUGCGCUUUGCAUCGCCAUUGGAGAGCCCGGGGCUCGUGCCGCCACUCGGGUGGAAAGGAGCAGAGGGAACGAUGGCAGGCGUGGAGACGGCGCAGGCAGAGCAGGCGCAGAGCGAGGACAGCAAGAUGCUGACUGAGGAGACGGCUACAAUCGGCGAGGCAGCGCACACGAACGGCAGCGCUGCGGCCGACGCGACGCCUGUCUCCGAUGCUGGCGGUGCGGGUGGAGAUGCACAGCCCUCGAGUGAUGCGCCUGCCAACGCCUCUUCUUCACUGCCCACGACCUCGACCUCUAGCUCUGGCAGCUCAGCUCCCGCUAUCCCGGCUGCCGCGCAGCUGACGCCAGAGCAGCUUGCACGCCUCGAAGCUGCGCGGCAGAAGCUCCUCGCGCUCGGUGCGAGCGUGGGUGCCUCCAGUGCUGGUGCCUCGAGUGCUUCGCCUCCGGCUUCUGCUUCACCUCCGCCGCGGCCUCCUCCUGGCGAACGGCGAGGCCCUCCAGCUGGGGAAGCUCACUCUCCCGGACGUGCUCUUCGUGCCGAAGGCCUUUCACGCAUGCUCCGACCUCCUGGCCCGCCGCCCGCACGUUCAGCUGCGUCGCCGCCAGCAGAGAAUAUGCGUCCAGGGCCGGGCAUCGUCAUUGCGCCACCAAAGCCGCAGACCUUCCCGUUCCACCGUGCACCACGGCCAUAUCUCGGCAAAGGCUCGCGUCCCAAGGUCGUCGAGCCUGAGCUGACGGCCGCGCAGCUCGCAUGGCAACGGGCGCAGCAUUCCACGUCUACGAGCGCAUCUGUGCCCGCUGCUGGAAGACCUUUGAGAAGGGAACGAGCGAAGGAGCGCAUCGAGGAGCACCCUUACUCGUACACGCGCCCUGCUCCGCCCGUCGCGCCGCCGGCACAUGCUCAGGCGUAUGCUUCACCAGCGCCGCCUCCACAGCAGCAUUCGCCGUACGCUCCUGCGGCGCAGGCAUAUGCUGCGCCGCCACCAGCCGCGCAAGGCUAUGCCCCAGCUGCCCCAGCUGCGCCAGCAUACAACGCCUACAACGCUCAGCCGUCGUCCGGCUACGCAGCGCCGCCCGCCACUCAGGCCGCGUACGCACCACCGCCCGCCGGAGGCUACGGCGUUGCUCCAGCAGCGUAUGCUCCGGCAGCGCCGCCGCCCGCACAGGGAUACGCGCCUCAGCCGCCGCCGCAUCAAGCACCGCCAGCGCAUGCACCUUACGGCUACAGCCCCGCGGCUGCCGCCCCUCCGCCGGUUCCGCAGCAGCAGCACUACGGCAACUACGGCGCGCCUCCUGCCGCAGCUGCACCGUACGCACCUCCGCCGCCUGCGCAUGGAGGAGCAGCUGGUGGAGCGCCGCCGCAGCGCAAGCGCUUCGACUACAGCGCCUACACUCGCUAG
Molecule: messenger RNA, 2169 nt
Organism: Tilletiopsis washingtonensis
Lineage: Eukaryota; Fungi; Basidiomycota; Exobasidiomycetes; Entylomatales
Exons: 1
Coding region: 1-2169 (722 amino acids)
Source: RefSeq, a predicted model, not a curated record